GUGAUUGAUAUUCGGUUAUUUAGUCGUUUUAUUAAAUUUAGUCGAGAAAAAUGUUUAUCAUCGGGGUAAAAGUGUUGCCUGUUUUCUCGGUUGAGGUUGAGAUGCUGGCAUUAUUGUUUGACAGAUCUUCAGGUGUGGGUUUUAUUGUUUAGACUGUUUUGUUGAUAAUAGAACUCCGCUAAUGAGUGGAAUUUCAUCAUAACGCGGGGGAAAACGUGAACAGAAGAUACUGUUCUCCGGUGGUGAAAUAAUAUGAGUCGUCUGGAUGAUCCACCGAGUCUGUUGAAAGGCCGAAAGCCAUCAUACAUUGCAAUGAACGGUGUACCAGAAACUGACGACCAACAACGUCUGAGGUUCCAAGUGGAACUUGAGUUUGUUCAGUGCUUGGCGAACCCUAAUUACUUGAACUUUCUAGCCCAACGUGGAUACUUCAAGGACUCCACCUUCAUAAACUACCUCAAGUACCUCCUCUACUGGAAAGAACCUGAGUAUGCGAAGUACUUAAAAUAUCCAAUGUGUCUCUAUUUCCUCGAUCUCCUGCAAUACGAGCACUUCAGACGUGAAGUUGUGAAUUCUCAGUGUACAAAAUUCAUCGACGACCAGCAGAUCCUCCUCUGGCAACACUACACUCGUCGCAGAACGAGAUUACUCCAGCAGGCAUCGGAACAAACCCCCCAGCACGUUAACCCCCAGAACAAUGGAAUUGCCCAGCCUAAAGUUCCCUAAUACAUAAAAACGCCAAAAUUAAUUAAAUGACACUCACCAAAAAGCCGCAUUACUUUACCCUGUGUAUCUUACUGCCCCAGAGACAAUUCGUCCUCCAGAUAUACCCAUGAAGUUGGAUGGAGCGGGUUAGCUGUGAUAGAUCGCAAGUAAAACGGUUUUAUAUUUAUUACCUCGUAAUAAAUGUCUCUCAUUUUA
Messenger RNA from Fopius arisanus, 921 nucleotides. It is a transcript of the gene MED31, whose product is annotated as mediator complex subunit 31. The transcript has 3 exons. Gene Ontology annotation, molecular function: transcription coregulator activity. Bases 253 to 726 code for a protein of 157 amino acids. Gene Ontology annotation, cellular component: mediator complex; core mediator complex. The record is from RefSeq and is a predicted model, not a curated record. Gene Ontology annotation, biological process: regulation of transcription by RNA polymerase II. Lineage: Eukaryota; Metazoa; Arthropoda; Insecta; Hymenoptera; Braconidae.